ACAUGGCUUUUAGCAACGGUGUUUUACUUUCUGGUUUGAUCUCGAUAAUUGGGAUAUAUCUCUUAUGUCCAUUGGUGUCAUGUGUUCCUUUCCUUGAAGCCAGACCCCAAAACACGACUGUAGUGGAGGGAGAUAGAGUAUCAAUGAUUUGUGAUUUGAAUGAUGACAAUGAUAAGACAAUAUUUUGGACUUAUUUGCUCGGACCAUCGCGACGCCGAUAUGUAAGUAGCAAUGACUACAUAUAUCCCAGGACAGGAUAUGGUGUGGAAUUUGAGAACUAUGAAGUAAUUAUUGAUGAGUCUCAACAAACUUACGAGCUUGUUAUCAAAAGCAUCAAAUUGUCAACAGAAUCGGGAACAUAUGAAUGUGGAUAUAAUUAUGGCGCCAAUAGGAAAUAUACACCCCUUGCGACAACAACCAUUUCUGUAAGACCUUUCACAGAAUCUGUGAGUUGUCAUCAAUAUCUUUUGCCUUCUUUGGGAUCAGAAAUAAGCCAGGAAUAUGAAGUUGCAUGUUCCUGGUCCCAUAAUCAAGCAGGUGUGGCAAACCUUUACAGUGAUAAUGGAGAUUCUAUCAGUGUUGAUUUAAGAUUACCUGGUCAUAUCAUUAGUCGGAUUCAGUCUCGGGAUACUCCAGGAGCAUUCUGUAGAUUCAUGCUAGAGAGUGAUACUUCACUAACUUUCAACGCACCAUGUAUCGGAGAUAAUACACAUAGACCUGUGAGGGUAGACCCUUUCGUCAGUAAAGUUGCUCUUGGAUCUAAUUCGUCUUUUGUUUGUACUUCUGGUAAUCAAAAUUAUUCUCCAGAAAUCUCAUUGGAUGUAAGUGUUAACGGAAGGGAUCAUCAAGAACGUGUUUUUAAGAGUGGUGAAGUAUUGUCUAUUGUCAAUGUUCAAGCUGAAGAUGAAGAAAUUCUAGUCGAGUGUCAAGUCCGCAUAUCUCAAGACGUGGUGGCAUCAAGCUUUGGGUCUUUGCGGAUAGUGGAAGUCACAACGUUUCCAUCUCGAACGAUAAAAUCACAUCGUACUUAUGGUACAAGCGAAGUAAAAAUUAUACAAAGCAGCACUUCACCUAGGCCUCUAGAUAAAAUACUAAUAGUUCCAACUGUGGUAACAAGUGUGUUGAUAUGUUUCAUCGUUAUAAUAAUCGGCCUUCUAUUCGUUCAAAGGAAACUAAAGGCUCAAAACAAAAUCAGUGGCAGAAUGAACACGGAUAAACGAACCACGUCGACAGAGCACACUUCACCAGACAUUAAUAUGAAGGUUCUAGAAAGUGGCAAAGCGUCAAUCUCAGAGAAGCGAAGAAGUAGUGAACCACCAUCGUCAAUCUUUUCUGAAAAACACACUUACAGUAGUAAGAUAUACAAGUCAAACAAUAUGUGUAUCUCUACUUCGUCGGAGGUCGAAGGGGUGUUUUCACCAGAAUAUGAGUCGAUAGAAGCUGAAUCGACAUUAAAUGAAUCAAAGGAUAUAUCAAAGGGGCUGAAUAGGAGCUCGAAUACUGAAAGAAAACAGCAGGUGAGGAUUAAUGGGCUAGAAGAGGAGGUUUCGGAAACAUCAGCUACUCCAUCAAGACUACUUAUUUCUGCGGGUCUACAUAGUAGACCUUUGCCAAGGUGUCCAGAAAGUUCGAUAAUUAGCCUCCACCCUUUGAAUGACCUCCCCCCAUCAAAUGGGGGAAUUGCUGAAGAUAUCAGCAACCACCACAGUACCCAUUGUACAUACCAUGCCUAUGAGGAAAUAAACAAACGGCAAUCUUUUCCUCAAUAAUUAAUUCAGUAUUUCGGGAUUGGACAUGAAAAUGGUACUGCUGCAUCUUUGGAACCUAUCAAUAAUUCACUUCAAUAUUCUUGUACGGGGGAUAUUUUAAAUAAGGAUACACCUGAGGUUUUAGUCUGCUCGGGGAUUGCCAAGCAUUCGUUAUGCUCUAAUCACACUGAUGCCACCAAAUGUUUGGAACAACCUGAAGGUCCCGAAUAUUAUGUUAAAAUGAAAACAAUAUCAGAUGGCCUGCCGUAUUUCGAUAUUGAGGGCCUGGGGGAUAUACAAUAUCCAGUAUUUGAUUUCAAACCGCUAUGCUACAAGCGUGUCUAAGUUACUGUGUGAAAAAUAUACUUUGGUAUCAUCUGCGAAAAGAACAUAAGUAAGGGUGAAGCAUUGAUUAUAUCAUUCAUAUAAAUUAAAAAUAACAAAGGGCCUAAGAUAGAACCUUGUGGUACUCCACAUACAUUACAAACUUCAGAAGAUUUAGAGUUGAAAUUAACAUAUUGAUAUCUAUUGUAUAGAUAAUCUUUAAACCAUGAUAAAACAUCCCUCUCAUUCCAUAUGUUUUUAAUUUAUUAUUUUCUUUUGUUUUGUAAUAAUAUUUAUUAAUCAUUCAGUUCAAUACAAUUCAUCGUACAAAUACUCAUGGUAUUAACAUAAUCAUAUACAGUGGAUAAAUUCAGUAACAAAAAUUAACCACUUAUAACCAAUAUACAUUCACAAAAUCAUACAAUACUUAUGUAGAAAAUUUAUUACUCAACAUUGAAUAAACUGAAUGAAAUUUACAAUAAAAAAAUAAUAAUACUAGUGUUUGAUGAUCGAUAUUAUCGAAGGCUUUCGAUAGAUCCAUGAAAACCCCGACAGUGUGCUCUUUUUUGAAAGGGAUUCUGUUAUUUUGUCGUAUAAUUGUAAAAUUGCAUAGUUAGUUGAAUGAUUUGACCUAUAAUCGUAUUGAUUAGGAAUUGAUAAUUUAUUUGUGUCCA
Lytechinus variegatus (green sea urchin) is the source of this 2746-nucleotide messenger RNA. RefSeq lists its product as uncharacterized. NCBI's taxonomy places the organism in Eukaryota, Metazoa, Echinodermata, Echinoidea, Temnopleuroida, Toxopneustidae. The record is from RefSeq and is a predicted model, not a curated record. The coding region runs from base 3 to 1769 and encodes 588 amino acids. The transcript has a single exon.